Protopterus annectens (West African lungfish) is the source of this 2785-nucleotide messenger RNA. RefSeq names its product guanylate-binding protein 1-like. Lineage: Eukaryota; Metazoa; Chordata; Ceratodontiformes; Protopteridae. Gene Ontology annotation, molecular function: GTP binding; GTPase activity. The transcript has 11 exons. The record is from RefSeq and is a predicted model, not a curated record. Bases 72 to 1931 code for a protein of 619 amino acids.
AAAGAGUUGUCGUUCAGCAGUCAGGGAAGCCUACAUCCUCGACUAGAACAAGGAAACAGCUGUCUGUCAACAUGGAAAAGCCAAUCUGCCUGAUUGAAAACAGUGCCUCUGGGGACCUACAUGUGAACCAAAAAGCCUUGGAAAUCUUGUCAGAGGUGCAACAACCUGUGAUUGUGGUAGCUAUUGUGGGACUGUAUCGUACUGGAAAGUCGUAUCUCAUGAAUAAGUUGGCCAGAAAACAGAAAGGUUUUUCCCUGGGUUCAACUGUCGAGUCACACACCAAAGGAAUCUGGAUGUGGUGUGUUCCACACCCAAUAAAACAAGACCACACCCUUGUUUUGCUAGAUACAGAGGGCCUUGGAGAUGUGAACAAGGGUGAUGAGAAGAAUGACUGCUGGAUUUUUGCCCUGGCUGUCUUGUUGAGCAGCAUGUUUGUAUACAACAGUAUGGGAACUAUUGACCAAAAUGCCUUGGAUAAACUGCAUUAUGUUACUGAAUUGACGGAAUGCAUAAAAGUGAAGUCCUGCAAUAGUAAAGACGAAGAUGAUUCCUUUCAUUUUUCCCGAUUUUUUCCUGCAUUUGUCUGGACUGUACGUGACUUUAUUCUAGAGCUGAAACUUGAUGGGCACCCUAUAACUGAAAAUGAGUACCUGGAACAUGCCCUCCAAUUAAGGCCAGGUUAUGGUGCAAAGGUUCAGAAGUACAACUUCCCAAGGCAGUGCAUAAGAAGCUAUUUUCCUAGUAGAAAGUGCUUUGUUUUUGAACGUCCUGUUUCCUGCGUAGAGAAACUGAGGAAGUUAGAAGAAGUUUCUGAGAAUGAACUAGAAACAUCGUUUGUGAAACAAGCAAAGGAAUUCUGUCAUUAUGUCUUUGAGACUGCAAAAACCAAAACCUUGCACGGUGGCCAUAAUGUGACAGGCACAUUGCUAGGCAACUUGGCUGUAACCUAUGUCGAUGCAAUCCGUAGUGGCGCUGUCCCUUGCUUAGAGAAUGCAGUUGUUGCUCUUGCACAGAUUGAAAACUCUGCUGCAGUGAGACAAGCCCAUGAACACUACAUGAAGGAAAUGGAAAGACUGGUAAAGUUCCCAACAGCAACAAUCGAGGAAUUCUCAGAGCUGCACGCAGUCUGUGGAAAGGAAGCUAUUCAAGUUUUUAUGAACCGGUCCUUUAAGGAUGACGAUAGAACCCACCAAGGAGAACUGAUGCGUGUUAUAAACUUGAGCUAUGAGAAUUUCCGCCAGAAAAAUGAACAGGAAUCUGCCAACUUGUGCACUAAGGUAAUAACUGAUGUUUCCAAGACACUGGAGGAACGAAUCACUAUGGGAUAUUACUCCAAGUCAGGAGGAUACAGAUGCUUCAUAGAGGAUCAGGAGAAAAUGAUAAAAGAUUACAAGGCCUCCAUUGUAAAAGGAAUAAAGUUGGAAGACGUUCUUAAUGACUUCUUGAAAGAAAAAGAAAUUAUUGCACAAACAAUUCUGCUGGCAGACAACACUCUGACAGAAAAAGAAAAGCAGAUUGAAGCUGAGCGAAUCAAAGCAGAAGCUACACAACAGGAAAUGAAGGUCAUGGAAAAAAACCAAGAAGCUCUACAACAGAUGGUAGUAGACCAAGAGAGGAGUUAUCAGGAGAAUGUCCAGCAGCUGAUGGAGAAAAUGGAGGUAGAUAGGGGAAAACUGCUGGAAGAACAGAAACGAGUCCUGGCUCAAAAACUUAAGGAACAGGAAACCUUGCUGAAAAGUGGAUUUGAUGAGCAGGCUGAUAGAAUGGAGGCACAGAUCAGGGAUCUUCGCAGAGAUCUGGAUCAAACUCAGUCAUCUUCUUGGCUGUCAGAUGCAUUAGAUGCUCUUGGAACUGUAGCUACAUGCUUUCUUCCAGGCAUUGUGGGAAAAGGUAUUGGACUUGCUACCAAGUUAUUUUCAAGACUGUUCUGAGAACCUAACAAAAUGCACUUUCUGGUUCACAGUUGGUAUCUGUUUCUUUGCACCCUGUGACCAUAUUUAUCACCAAGACGUUGCUGAGAGAUGACAUUGUGGAGCUCAUCAUUCAGAAAUGUAACAAGCAGUGAUGUUUAAUUAUCAUAUUAGUUUGUAAAAUUGAUUUUCUUAUGAAUUGGUCACUACAGAAGUACAGAACAUUUUAUCAAAAGGUAUGGACAUAUUUUGCAAAACUUGUGGUGAAAAUUAUGGACUUCAAUGCAUAUUUUCACUACCUUCUAAUAGUUCUUUAUUAUUGUAUAAUGCAGCUUCUAUGAAUCACAUGGGUUACUAGAUGUCUUACCAUGUUUCCAAAAAUCAUUUAAAUAAAAUGCAAAGAAUAUAAAUUGACAAGCAUGUCAUAACAGCAGAAUUGUCAUGAAAGGUGUUACUGUUUGGUUCUUUAUGUUUUAUGAUUAUGCUGUUAGGUCAUUGUUUUGAACUUGCAUGGAAUAACUGAAUUGAAUUCAUUUGUUGUAAACAGCUAAGUCAACUAAUAUCCUCAUAUAUCUAAAUUAAAAUGUUGGAUAAAAAAUUUAUGGCAGGGAAACUAUCAGUGAUACAGGACAAAACUUUGCAGCCAGUACAUCAGGGUGAACAGAUAUUUUCAGCUCACUGGGCAUCAAUUGUUUAAUUUUUCAUUGUUGUUGAAAAAGGUAUCUAAUUCCGUUAAUUCUGGGUUCAUGUAAUCAACAGCAUUUGCAUAUAGACAAGAAUGAUAAAACCAGGCUUAUUCCAAAUCACUUGAGAAAUGACUUACUUUGCUUACUGUACAUUGCAACAUUUUAUUAAACUAUUGCCAUCCUUCAUUA